GUGUUCACUAACCUGUGCGUCCAAGUGGCAGAACAGUCAAAGCCUGGAAUCCUAGGAAACAGGGUUUGGGAUCCGAAGCUUCGCCACCACUCUCUGACAGAGACUGAGCUCAUAACAAGGGGACCCUCAAACUCACCCAACAGAGAUCUAAACAUCAUAAACCCAGAAACAAAGGCUUAUUGGUGAUCUGGUGUUCACAACUUUUUUCUGAAUUGCAUUGCAGAUUUGACAGCAUUUCUGAGAUCACAAGGAGUAGAUAUGGGGAGGGUGGACGAUUUGGCUAUGAAGACUGACCCAGUUGCGGCCACCGAGUUGAUGAACUCUGAUAUCAAUGAGCUUAAGAUUGCGGCCAAGAGACUCAUUAGGGAUGUUACUAGGCUCAGUGGUCUUGGUUUUGGGACUACUUUUCUCAAAUGGCUUGCCUCCUUUGCUGCCAUAUAUUUGUUGGUAUUGGAUCGAACAAACUGGAGAACAAAUAUGCUGACUUCACUCCUAGUUCCUUAUAUUUUCUUUAGUCUUCCUUGGGGGCUGUUCCACUUACUGAGAGGAGAGGUUGGAAGCUGGAUUGCUUUUGUUGCUGUUGUAUUAAGGCUUUUCUUCCCAAGACAUUUCCCAGAUUGGCUGGAGAUGCCGGGUUCUCUGAUCCUUCUUCUGGUUGUGGCUCCAAGCUUCUUCGCAGAAACCUUGAAGGAGAGCUGGGUUGGCGUCCUGAUAUGUCUCCUCAUUGGAUGUUACCUGCUGCAAGAGCACAUCCGGUCAUCUGGUGGAUUCAGAAAUUCAUUCACACAAAGCCAUGGAAUAUCAAACACUCUCGGUAUUAUCUUUCUCUUGGUCUACCCUGUAUGGGCAUUGGUCAUCCACUUCAUUUAAGCAUUCGUAGCAAACAGUUUCUGCUAUCAAUUGUUUCUCUUUGUAAGACAUUGGAUUUCAUUAUCUGUGACGAUUUUAUUUGUAGUUCAAAAUUCGGUUUCUGCUUCUGCCCCGAAAUUUGAACAUGCAAAGACUGGAAUAUGGAAUGGAACCUUGUUUGUGACUGAGGCUCUUCAUUUAUAUCCUCAAGAGCACUCCAAGUAACAUAUUUUGGACAGUCAUACAAAAAUCUCUCAUAAAGGGGAUGAUCAAAUGAAACUUCUCCGGACAUGACCUUUAUGAAACACAUUCUCUGCAAUUGAUCAAGGAAAUUGCCUUCACUAAUUUU
Rosa chinensis is the source of this 1198-nucleotide messenger RNA. Its product is annotated as cold-regulated 413 plasma membrane protein 2. Gene Ontology annotation, cellular component: membrane. The coding region runs from base 259 to 870 and encodes 203 amino acids. The record is from RefSeq and is a predicted model, not a curated record. NCBI's taxonomy places the organism in Eukaryota, Viridiplantae, Streptophyta, Magnoliopsida, Rosales, Rosaceae. The transcript has 4 exons.